UCAUCCCCAAAAAGGAGUUUCAUUGAAGGCAGUGGCAGUGCCUGCGGAAGUAAACCCUAAACCCCAGCACGGUGGUCAUCGCGGACUCAAGGGAAUUAGCGCUUGAGAUCUCUUUCUUGGUGUUCCCAUUCCUUGCAAGCUGGGGAUCCGUCAGUUGAUCUCUUCGCUUCCACUUCAUUGGAAGAUGAAUAUCUUCAGGAAGAAGCCCUCAGCUAAAGAAGAGUUGAGAACAAGUAAGCGAGAAAUGGCUGUUGCGACUAGAAAUAUUGAACGGGAGAUCACGGCUCUGCAAUUGGAGGAGAAAAAAUUGGUGGCCGAGAUUAAGAAGACAGCAAAAACUGGAAACGAGGUUGCUACGAAAAUUUUGGCCCGUCAACUUGUGAGGUUGAGACAACAAAUUGCCAAUCUGCAAGGAAGCCGUGCACAGAUAAGAGGUGUUGCAACACAUACACAGGCUAUGUAUGCCAACACUUCUGUUGCUGUAGGAAUGAAAGGUGCUAGCAAAGCAAUGGCUGCUAUGAACAAGCAAAUGGCACCAACCAAGCAGGCAAAAGUGAUGAAAGAGUUUCAGAAAGAAUCAGCACAAAUGGAUAUGACGAUGGAAAUGAUUUCAGAUGCCAUUGAUGAUGUUUUGGACAAAGAUGAAGCUGAAGAAGAAACAGAGGAACUCACAAACCAGGUUCUGGAUGAAAUUGGGGUUGAUGUGGCUUCGCAGUUGUCUUCUGCUCCAAAAGGACGCAUUGCUGGCAAGAAAGUCGAAAACAUUUCUACUGGCUCAAAUGUUGAUGUUGAUGAUCUCGAGAAGAGGUUGGCAUCACUUCGGCACAUGUAAUAAUGGAUUCCAUCUUCUAUGUAGAUCUCUUGUUAGCGAUGGAUUCUUUUCAGAUUGUAUCCUCAUCAAACAUUAGGACCCAAAUAAAGGGCGUUGCUAUAUAUAACAAAAGGUUACUUUAUAGGUUUUAUGUAAAUCGUUUUCUUUGA
Molecule: messenger RNA, 981 nt
Organism: Nymphaea colorata (pocket water lily)
Lineage: Eukaryota; Viridiplantae; Streptophyta; Magnoliopsida; Nymphaeales; Nymphaeaceae
Product: vacuolar protein sorting-associated protein 2 homolog 2-like
Exons: 11
Coding region: 185-832 (215 amino acids)
Biological process (GO): endosome transport via multivesicular body sorting pathway; late endosome to vacuole transport; protein transport
Cellular component (GO): multivesicular body; ESCRT III complex
Source: RefSeq, a predicted model, not a curated record